CGCGAACUCCCACAAACUCAACAAACAACCCACAAUGGCGGACUUGGAUGAUGAUAUUACGGCGGUUACUCUACAAGACCAAUCGAACGAUGACAACGACCUAGUCGACGAUCUGCCUGAUUUCCGGUUCCUUGCAUCCUUAUCCUCGAAAUCUGCUAAGCUCCCGAAACGAGGAGAGAAAGACUUCGAACCACAUGGCACGAAACAUCAAGGGGGGAUCUUGGAGGCAAGCAGGCAGGCAAUGCAUGAUGCCUUAUCGCAUACGAGGGUUCAUCCACCAAAGGCGUAUUUGCGGGGCUACUAUUAUGGUGAGGACGGCCUGAAUCGAGACGAAGUUAUCGCAGAGGAGUUGAGACGGGGCUUAGAUGAGGACCAUAUUGUCGUCGUAGAAUCAUCGAAAGGCCCACACUUCAAGACAAUGGGCAAGACUACACAGGGUCACAAGUAUGGAAGCAUAUGGCUCUUGCCAGAGGAGGCGCUUUAUCUAGUUGAGCGAGGGAAUCUUGAUCUUUGGUGGCCUACAAGGUCCUCAUUCGCGAGCGUGCAUGAAGGCAUUCAGGGCAGUCGAAAAUCAACGGAGACGGACGACCAGGCAGAAGAAGACCUCGGUGUGCCUAUGAGUUUACAAGCUGCAUACGCUAUGUUGAUCGGCAAGGAUGGAGAGAGAGGCAAAGUCAGCCUGGAAAGAUACACUGUCUAUGCGAAUCUCAAGCGGACGGGCUAUGCAAUCGCCAGAGCGCCAGAUUUGGGUUCCAGCACAGAUGUCGACCACAACAGUCCAACCAUUAUUCAACGAACAGCAGAGUCCCCAAGUCUCAUCACUUGGCUUUUCGGGCGUUUUGCUGAGAGGGGGAGGGAGCGCCCUUUGUACGGUCCGCUGGUACGACCAGGUAUGUACAGAUCGUACAAUACGAUCUACCGACAAAUUGCAAUCAUUCCGCGUCACAAACCUUGCGUAGUGCCUCCGGAACCCGCGCCGUCGCCAGAGGAGCCAUUUCGUGUUGCCUACUUCUUAUGGAGGGCUAGUAAGCUUGCGACUUUUGCCAAGAGCAACCCUGGAGCGCCCGACUUCCGUGUUGCAAUUGCCGAUGCUCGUUCAAGCUCUGUCCCAACCCUCACGCAAAUCACCUCUUUGCUGGAGAGCACGCCAUGGGACCCCCCAAAUCCCGAUUGGGAAGGCAAUGCUAAGAGUUACGGAAGGUUGAAACAUGGUUGGCGAAAUGUGGUCUUGGCCGUCAAUGACCAAGGGGUUAUCAGCUACUUGCAGCUAGGCGAAGCUGCUUUUGGAGAAGAACAAAUGUACGAGAGGUUUGACGGAGGCAGCUCCCAAGGUGCGAAGCGAGGGGUGGGGGGUGCACAGCGUGGCACAGGCGGGCGUGGGAGAGGCAGAGGAGGCAGAGGGAGAGGGAGAGGGGGGCCCGCAAUUAGGGAGUGCUCGUUGGAUUGCGUGGAGAAUGGUCAAUAGUGUUAGAUUAAUAAAGCAGCCUGGAUUGUAUGGGACGGGGGGUGGGCUUAUUGGGCCUUGGGCCUUGGGCAUGGGCACGGCGCGCCUGGGUAGUUGGCAGUUGGCAGCUGGCAGCUGGCUGGCCUGGUCUGCUUAAAGUUAGAAAGGCCUCAGGUCUGGGAGACGAGAGAGACGAGGCGCGCCGGUUGCGUGCAGCUGGUGCAGGUUGGCAAACAAAAAGGCUCGCAGGCCGAAUUAAAGCAUAAUAGCCUGUGCGUAGUUCCGCCAGACCUGACUUAUCAGCACUCAAAGUGAUAAAGCUCCCGAUACGGAGGGAGCGAAUCAGCGCCUUUUAGCGCCACGAUUAAGCGGUUUUAAAUAAGUCUUGCUGGCUUUCGCUCGUCUCAG
Molecule: messenger RNA, 1852 nt
Organism: Hyaloscypha bicolor E
Lineage: Eukaryota; Fungi; Ascomycota; Leotiomycetes; Helotiales; Hyaloscyphaceae
Exons: 1
Coding region: 35-1465 (476 amino acids)
Biological process (GO): tRNA-type intron splice site recognition and cleavage
Cellular component (GO): tRNA-intron endonuclease complex
Source: RefSeq, a predicted model, not a curated record